Molecule: messenger RNA, 894 nt
Organism: Culex quinquefasciatus (southern house mosquito)
Lineage: Eukaryota; Metazoa; Arthropoda; Insecta; Diptera; Culicidae
Exons: 3
Coding region: 532-825 (97 amino acids)
Source: RefSeq, a predicted model, not a curated record
AAUCUUCAAUUUAUGUACAAUGAACAAUAUAUCCGAAUCUCGCGCAGAGUGUAGUCAUCAGCUGGGAGAGAGCAUGAAAUUUUUCAAUGUUGCCAAAGCCGAAAGGAAUAGUGCAAAACGACCUACCCGCCCUCUCUCGAAUUUGACAGAUAGGAUUGAUUGAAUGCGAGCCAAAGGCGAGCAUAAAUUGGAUUGAACAAAAAAACAUAUUUUUUGUUUUGACACUAGUGAGAAUUGCUCGGUGUUUUGCACACGCUCCGGUACUUCUCGGUUGUCAUUUAUCGCCGAAAGAUCAUUUACGGAAGUCUCCCGGUCCUCUACAAGCAGCGGGAGAUCCGGUUGUCCAGAAAUGGAAUUUCGAUUCCGGUAAAGUUGCUUUGCUUUAGUUCCGACUCAGGGCCUCCGUUUACAGUUGUGAAAAGUUCAAACAAAAUUCGCCCACCUGCUCCAACUCAUCGAAAGCCCCUGGUUGAGCUGAACGGGCCGAGGUGUAAUCCGCAAGAUAUCGAUGCCAAGACAGGUGAUCAUCGGAUGCCAUCCGAACGGCCAGCUUUGGUACUGUCGUAUUUGGAAUACCCAGAGAAGGAAGCGACACCCACAUCAAGUCCAUUGAAGGAACGGACCGUUGCAGAGAUGAAACAUCAGAAACAAAAAGAAGAUUCCGGGAAUUUGACCGUUCUUGACAUUACGUUCGGCGAUUUCAACGCGCCCACAUCUACGCCUGAAUCAAGAAUACCUCAUUUGCUGCGGGACUCGAUAGUCAAAGAGAAGAGGUUGAGAAUUUUCCAGCAGUUUCCGUUGAUGAAAUGGAUGACAGCUCGCUGAAACCUUCUAUCGCAGAUAAAUGGUUAUUUGCAGGAUGGGCAGGCCACGCCCCGAGACCAGAUGUCCAAU